Molecule: messenger RNA, 721 nt
Organism: Rubroshorea leprosula
Lineage: Eukaryota; Viridiplantae; Streptophyta; Magnoliopsida; Malvales; Dipterocarpaceae
Source: the annotation of a GenBank genome assembly
GUGUUGACAUCCACUUGAGAUUUUUUUGGAGAAGAAAGAUCCUCCCUUUCUGGUGGCUGCUGAACCCCUUUGCUUACCAGUGAUGAAGGUGGAGGCAGUGAUGAUGAUGAGACGCAAGAAGAUUGUCAAGAUCAUAGUCCCCAAGGGGGCUUGUAGCUAGAUCUGCUUCGUCUUCUUGGUGAUUGGUGAGGGUGGUGGCAAUGAGAGUGAUGAUCAGCUAGCAAGAGGAUGGUGAAGGGGCGAUUUUGCAGAUAUUGGUGGGAAGUUGUCGAAGAUGGCCUCAGAUUAUCUUCCAUUUGGAUCAAGGGAAAAUGAAGAAGAAGACGACAAUGAGGAGGAAGAAGAAGAAGAGAAUGAGGAGUUUUGUGCAGUAGGGAUUACGAAUGAGGUAUUGACGUUUGCAAGCAAUAUUGCGCAUCAUCCAGAAACCUGGUCGGACUUCCCUCUCAACCCAGAUGAGGACUUAGACGGUAAUUUCUUGUUUAGACAUCAAAGUUGAUUUAGUCUCAUAGCUAGAUAUAUAAUUUCUUUACAUCUUUGGGUUGGCAAUUGAAGUUAGUCUGUAGAAUUACCUAGAGUUAGAGAUCUCUGACAAAUUAUACAUAUCUGAGCUUGCCCCUUUUUUUUUUCUUUUACUUGUUUUAGAUUUUGUAAUGUCUGAUGCCCAGCGUGAUUGGUACACAUCAGCCUCCUUAGGCAACAAUAAAUCUUUCAAAUGCUA